Messenger RNA from Hibiscus syriacus, 1486 nucleotides. Its product is annotated as cyclin-D3-1-like. Gene Ontology annotation, biological process: mitotic cell cycle phase transition; regulation of cyclin-dependent protein serine/threonine kinase activity. The transcript has 4 exons. Gene Ontology annotation, cellular component: cyclin-dependent protein kinase holoenzyme complex; cytoplasm; nucleus. Bases 186 to 1226 code for a protein of 346 amino acids. The record is from RefSeq and is a predicted model, not a curated record. NCBI's taxonomy places the organism in Eukaryota, Viridiplantae, Streptophyta, Magnoliopsida, Malvales, Malvaceae. Gene Ontology annotation, molecular function: cyclin-dependent protein serine/threonine kinase regulator activity.
AUACUCCCCAUUGAUUGAUUCAUCAGACCAGACAACUGAGCCAACUCACUAGACAAAUACCCCUCCUUUGUCCAAUGCUCACAAGAGAGAUGCCUCAAGGCCUCUCUUUCUUCUUCUCUCCUUCUUCUCUGUUCUAUAAUGGAAACAAAGAUCUGAACAAGUUUGUUUUUUUUUAGUGGAACAGAAUGGCUUUAAAUCAUCAAGACGCUCUCGAUGCUCUUUAUUGUUCAGAAGAGAAUUGGGAGGAUGGAGAAGAAAGUUGUUUCGGUAAUGGGGUUGUUAAUGAAUCUAACCCUUUUCCAGUUUUGUUAGAACAAGACAUGUUCUGGGAAGACGAUGAACGUUCCUCUUUGUUUUCGAAAGAAGAGCAGAAUCAGUUGUUUGAUAGCGUUCAAGCCGAUGAGAAUCUAGCCAAGGCACGUCGGGAAGCUGUGGAAUGGGUGUUGAAAGUCAAUGCUCACUUUUCUUUCUCUGCUCUCACCGCAGUUCUCGCCGUCAAUUAUCUCGAUAGAUUCUUGUUUAGCUUCCGGUUCCAAAGCGAGAAGCCAUGGACGACUCAACUUGCAGCCGUUGCUUGUCUUUCUCUUGCGGCCAAAGUGGAGGAAACCCAAGUUCCUCUCCUACUGGAUUUACAAGUGGAGGAGGCCAGGUAUGUGUUCGAGGCCAAAACUAUCCAAAGAAUGGAAAUUUUGGUACUCUCAUCCCUUCAAUGGAAGAUGAACCCUGUAACCCCACUUUCGUUUCUCGAUUUCAUCGCAAGGAGGCUUGGAUUAAAGGACCAUCUUUGCUGGGAAUUUCUCAGGAGAUGCAACCGGAUUCUGCUCUCUGUCAUUUCAGAUUCUAGGUUUAUGUGCUACCUUCCUUCUGUAAUGGCUACUGCUACAAUGCUGCACGUUGUGGAUAGUGUGGAGCCUAGUCUUAGAGUAGAAUACGAAAACCAACUAUUAGGCAUCCUGGGAAUUGAUAAGCAGGACAGGGUAAAUGAAUGCUGUGAGCUGAUAAUGGAAUCGGCAACAACGAGAGUCGAAGGCAACCGAUCAAAGAAGCGUGGGUUUAGAUCCAUCCCGGGAAGCCCGAAUGGCGUGAUCGAUGUGUUGUUUAGUUCGGAUAGCUCGAACGAUUCGUGGGCAGUGGCAUCAUCGUCAUCAUCAUCACCUGAGCCUAUGUCCAAGAAGAGCAGAACUCAGCAAGACCAGAUUAUUGAAAUGCUAAGCAUUCCUCACUGAAUUUCCCUGGAUCAAUUUGAGACUAUAAAUAUGUACUAAUAAUGCUCUUCUUUUUCUGCAAGUUAAAUUGCUUACCAUCUCUGCAUUUUCCGACCAAAACUCCCACAUCGAGAGAGGCGUCUCUCUCUGUGUAGUGACUGGUGAGGAAAUCAGGAAUCAGAGAUGGAUUGCAUUUUAUCCGGAAGGAAUCAAGUGGAAAGAAACAAAUAUGAAAUUGCAACUGUCCAUGCAUUUAUGCUUUAGACAUUUUUGUUUCUAUG